Molecule: messenger RNA, 1540 nt
Organism: Achroia grisella
Lineage: Eukaryota; Metazoa; Arthropoda; Insecta; Lepidoptera; Pyralidae
Gene: Mvb12
Product: multivesicular body subunit 12A
Exons: 6
Coding region: 296-1324 (342 amino acids)
Biological process (GO): virus maturation; regulation of epidermal growth factor receptor signaling pathway; endosome to lysosome transport via multivesicular body sorting pathway
Cellular component (GO): cytosol; ESCRT I complex
Source: RefSeq, a predicted model, not a curated record
AAUAUUUCAGCCAUCUAAACAAAAUAUUUAAAUUAAAAUAUUAUCCCGUUAUUUCUUAAAUCUCAUUUCUUUAUUAAUUUUAUUCUAUAUUUUUAGUUAUUGUUAUUUGAAGUUUACUAGUAGUUCAUGGUCGCGUAUUGUUUUGUAACACUUGCAAGUGAGAAGAAAAAGGAGGUCUAGGCCUGGGCGAAGAAUUCCGUUCUAUUGUACACGUGAUGUCAUGACUACCGGGUAUUUUCAUUCAAUCCACUGCAAUAAUAGAAGACUGAAUUAUCAAAGAAUGACAUAGUCAACAAUGUCGAAAGUGCUGAGCGCUCUCGACGGCGCCCUGCCGGACGAGCGGCCGCUGCUGUCGCUGCAGAUUGUGGAGAGUGUAGCCAAGUGUCCAGCCGGCUACUGGCCUGUCAGCCGCACCUACGACGAGGACGCCGACGCUGGACUGCUGCGCCAAAAUGGUCUCUUCACAAAGAAACCUAGUCAUUAUAUCUGCUUAUCAAAGACUGAAGGUGUGCCCGGGUACGUGAUGGACGGCGUGAUGGUGGUGGGGGAGCGCGAGGCAGCCCCGGCCGGGUUCAGCGUGGCGGGCCGCGCGGGCAAGCGGCGCGUGUGUACGCGCGUGUCGCGUCGUGUCGCGCCGCCCGCGUGCUCGCCCGCGCCGCCCGUCACUGACGUCAUCGUCUGCUCCAAGAUGAGGCAGGCGCCCCAGGGGUUUAUAUUAGCCGGUGAGGUAAACGGCAAGAUGGUAUGCUACAAAGUGAGCGGUGGCAGCGCGGACACGUCGCCCACUCACCGUGGCAACGAGUACGAGAACGUGGUCAGCAACGUCACGCCGGAAGCAGCCAGGAGACUGCGUCCAGUGCCCGAGCGACCGCCGAAACUGUCCCCCAUAGUGGCCGAGCUGAACAACCUCAACCUCAAGUCCCCAAAUGCGUACCCCCGGGUGGAGGAGUUCACGUCGGACCAUGACUACGAGGCGCUAAGCCUCUCGUACAACGUGAAGCCGGCCCGGCCCGCGCCGCGCCCUCCUCCGCCGCUGUCGCCCCCCGCGCCGCCCGGCGCCCCCUCGCCCGCCUCCUCCCCCGCCGCGGCCGCCUCGCCCCCCGCGCUCUCCCGCAAGAAGGGCCCCGCGCCGCUCCCUAAGACACCCAACUACCAGACGCUAGGGCUGUACAACGGAAUGGAUGGCGUUCCGUUCGUGCUCAACCCCAAGUUGAGAGGACUUCCGAAUGAUGCACUGACACAGUUGCCAGUGAUAAAGCGGCGCACGCGCUUUGAACUCGACCGAGAUUAUUCUUACAACUUCGCAGUAGAACGACAGACGUGAGAUCUAUAUACGACUUAAUUUUAACAGACUUAAGGUACACAAUCCCAAAUUUGCUAUUAUUGUAAUAGAAUGGUUUUGGUAUGUAUCAGUGGUUCCCAACCGGAGUUUCGCCAGAACUGAAAAUGAUCCGCGACUAAUUUUAAAUAUAUUAUUUGUUUUAAAUUCGGAUCAACGUUGUUGUAGUAUCGAAGGUGGGUGGGACAAUGGAAGGAGAAA